AUGGGGAAAAUACUGUUGCUGCUGUUGGCUCUAGAGCUCAGUCAUGGCAUUAAGGUGGAGACCAUCCCCGUGCUCAGGGAAGUACUCGUCCCCAGCAACAACACCUCGAGUCCACCCGUGUAUCGUGUGUCCAAGCCAGAGCCCAAGCAGCCGGAGAAGCGGGUACCCUCGCACCUGCAGGACAUCGUCCGACAUCCAGGCUAUGUGGAUGACGAUGCGGGAGAUGUGAUCAGGAUCAUUGAGCCGCCGCAGCACUUCCAGCAGUUGAAGCGUCUCCGCCAGCGGCAGCCCCUGGGUCCCGCUGUCGUCUGGGAGCAGCCACGCAAACUUAGCACCAAUCGAACGCCUCCCCAGCCCCAGCCACAGCUCCAGCCGCGCCCAGGCGACCUCCUCACCCAGGAGACCCAGAACAUGCCCCUGGCCGGCAACAGCAACAGCAAUAACCUACAACUUCCCAUGGAGAUACUGGCCUCAGUGAGGAAGACCGAACGUUUGCUGCAUCGCCAGCGACAGAAGCUGCCGCUGGUCCGACAGCGCCACAUCCAGCGGCAGUCGCACACUCUGAUCGCCCAGAAAUCCCUGGAGCAGCAGCUCUACCAGCGGGGCCAGCAGCAGCGCCUGCGAGCGGUACUCAGUCGGAACCAGCAGGAGCACAAGCGGCAGAAGCGCAUGAAGCGGGAGACCAACACAAGGAGCAAGGCCGACGGCGCCUACGGUGUGCAGCAGGGUCUGAAGUUGGUGGCGCACAUUGGGGAUCUGCUGAGGAAUGCCACGCUGUACCUGCCCGACGACGAGGGGCAGGCGAAGCCGGAGCCGGAGGCGCCCAAUGAGGUGAAGAAGUCACCGGCGUGCAACGGUAAUGCCACAACUAGCUGCGACAGUCGACGACGUCGCCAAAGGCUGUUCAAGCCACCCAAAGCAGUGGAAAGGCAGAGGGAGAGACUGAGGGAGAGGCGUCGCAACUUCCGCAAUGAGGCAACAUCAACAACGACAACAACAACAACAACAGCGCAACCACCAACAACAACAACAACACAAGUAAUACCCACUACAAAAACUACAGGCAAAUCAGUAGCAGCAGCGGCAGUGGCAGCAGCAGCAUUGAGUGGCACUGCCACUUCAACGACUUCCGCAACUCCGUUGGCCAGUCGCCUGCGAAAUUCACGUAAAUCACCAAAUAACAACCGCAAUGAUGGUGGAUCGGUGGCCCGAAGCGAUGAUUCCAUACUUUAUGCGGAUAUUAUGACAAAUAUACGUCAUCUGUGGCAGGAGCAAGAUCUCCUUGGGGCAGCACCGCCCCAGUUCAUCGCCCCCCACGAAGUGCAGAACAACACGGACUAUCGCGCUUUGGAUGUGUACCUCAAGGACCUGGACGAGCUGUCCAAGAGACUGCCCACAGUGGCGCCCAUAACGGGUCUGAAUCGAGAGGAGCUGGAGUGGGCCACGCCCACGCCCAGCUGGUAUUUGAUCAACCAGGAGGGUAAGAUCUAUGAGACGCGGCUGGACAGCGAAACGAAGCCCUCAUCGACGCUCUUCCACCGCUUUCCCGACAUGCCCAAGGCCGAUGGCAGUGUGUCCACCCUGGAUCUGGAGUAA
Molecule: messenger RNA, 1596 nt
Organism: Drosophila persimilis
Lineage: Eukaryota; Metazoa; Arthropoda; Insecta; Diptera; Drosophilidae
Product: mediator of RNA polymerase II transcription subunit 13
Exons: 1
Coding region: 1-1596 (531 amino acids)
Source: RefSeq, a predicted model, not a curated record